Molecule: messenger RNA, 1837 nt
Organism: Lindgomyces ingoldianus
Lineage: Eukaryota; Fungi; Ascomycota; Dothideomycetes; Pleosporales; Lindgomycetaceae
Product: WD40 repeat-like protein
Exons: 1
Coding region: 71-1798 (575 amino acids)
Biological process (GO): regulation of DNA double-strand break processing
Cellular component (GO): site of double-strand break; nucleus
Molecular function (GO): protein binding
Source: RefSeq, a predicted model, not a curated record
CAUCCCGCCGCCGAACUUCACCUCAUCAUCUUGCGUUGCACGCAUUAUCAACCCACCACCUUAUUGAGCCAUGGACGACAUAGAUUCCUUUACGGAAGAUGAACAUGCCAUGCGCCAGUUCAUGCCAUCAUCAUUUGGGAAACAAGAUGCUUCUGUAGAUGUCGAGGCGCAAAUCCAGCGCUGUCGCAGGGCCACUGUGGACGAGCGGAAGCAGGCUAUCACGAGCAAGAAGCAAUCGGACGAUGAGGAAGACGAUGACGAUGACGACAGUAGCGAGGGCGAGGAUGAGGAUGAGUUCCCCGUUUCGCAUGAGUUACUCAUCAAAACGCACGACAAGGCUAUUACCUCAAUGACCCUCGACCCAUCCGGUACGCGGCUUGUAACUGGUUCCACGGACUCGACUAUCAAGCUCCAUGACCUGUCUGCUAUGACUCCGACCACGAUCCGAGCCUUCAAGACUGUCGAUCCCCAUGCCGCAAAGUCUUCUGCUGUGAACUCAGAGACACACCCGGUACACCAGGUUCUCUUCAGCCCUCAUUCCGGCAGCCAAUUACUCGUUAUCACAGCGUUUCCGCAAGCACGAAUACUUAGCAGAGAUGGUGAGUUGGUCAAGGAGUUCAAGAAAGGAGAUAUGUAUUUGCGGGACAUGCAUAAUACCAAAGGCCAUAUAUCAGAGAUCACGAGCGGUGCAUGGCACCCUACUAAUUGGGACCUGUUUGUUACGGCCGGCACAGAUAGCACGCUGAGGAUAUGGAACGUCAAUAAUAGUAUGGAGCAGAAGGAGGUCAUUGUGCAUAAGUCGAGGUCGGCAGGAUCAGCUGGCCGGACCAGGAUGACAGCUGUUGCGUGGGGCUCUCCUAUUCAGGGCGGGAAUAACAUUCUUGUUGGUGCUGCUCUAGAUGGUAGUUUGGUUAUGUGGAAUGGAGAUGGCCCGUAUCAUCGGCCAGCUGCCGAGAUCCGCGAUGCGCAUGUGAAGGAUGCCUGGACCAGCGGUCUAGAUAUCAGCGCAGAUGGUCGACUUGUUAUCACCCGCGGAGGGGACGACACCAUCAAGCUAUGGGACACGCGGAAAUUCAAGACUCCUAUAACAACUGUCACCCACGCAUCAACCUCAUCUCAAUACCCAACAUCUAACAUCCGCUUCUCCCCCAACUCCUCGAACGUCAUCACCGGCUCCGAAACUGGACACCUUCACAUCCUCAACCCAGCAACUCUCCGCCCCGAACUCGUUACCCCCGUGACCCCCGGCUCACCUUUGAUAACCGUAAACUGGCACCCCAAACUCAACCAAAUCUUCACGGGCUCCGCUAACGGCCAAACGACCAUCCUCUUCAACCCCAAAAUUUCGCACAACGGCGCUCUCACCAUCCUCAGCAAAGCCCCCAAAAAGCGGCAUCUGGACGACGACCCCAACUUCACCACCUCGCUCGACCCUCUCGGCAUGGCCGGUGACGCAACUGCUCCCGGCGGCAUGCCUGGCGCUCAAGCCAACACAUUCUCAUCACGACAUCCAACCAUUGGACUCACGGCGUCGGGGAAGUCUAGGGACCCCAGAAGACCACACCUACCAGCCACAACGCCUUUUGCGAAGAACACGCCAGAUCAGAAUUAUGUGAAGGAAAGUAUUCCGCAUAGUAGUAUGCGUGAUGAGGAUCCGGUAGAGGCAUUGAAGAAGUAUGCGACGAAGGACAAGUUGUUUACGAAGGCGUGGGAAGAGAAUCAACCAAAGCCUAUUUACAAAGAUUAUGAUAGUGAGGAUGAGGAGGCGAGGCAUGCUGAUAAGAAGGUCAAGAGGUGAGAUGGUAAUGCAAUCCAUUUCGUCCAUCUCCCCUGUGAG